Messenger RNA from Salarias fasciatus (jewelled blenny), 1567 nucleotides. RefSeq lists its product as uncharacterized. The coding region runs from base 104 to 1264 and encodes 386 amino acids. Gene Ontology annotation, molecular function: protein binding. NCBI's taxonomy places the organism in Eukaryota, Metazoa, Chordata, Actinopteri, Blenniiformes, Blenniidae. The transcript is spliced from 10 exons. The record is from RefSeq and is a predicted model, not a curated record.
GGAAGCGAAAGAGAAGCUGAGCCUCAGUUCUUCUUCACAGAGUGAGUGAAAGAGACGGAACAACUUUCCUCCUUCUCGGGGUUCGAACCAGGGACCCGCGGGGAUGAAGCCUCCGCUGAAGGUUUUACCUCUGGUCGUUUUAAGCUGCUUGAUUUUCUCCACUCACAGCAAACCCGGAGGAGUCCUCCCGCCCCAAAACGUGUCCUACGAGUGGAUCGAUGAUUUCAUGCUGCGCCUGUCCUGGAAUCCUCCGCAGCACCCAGUAACAAACUGCAAAUAUCUAGUGUCUACAGAGAGCAAAUCACACGGCAUAGAAACAUACACAGAGCCUUACAUGGAAACCUUUGUGGUGAUGGAGGGAGGAUCCAUACCCUGGAACAUCGCUACAGUCUGCAAUGGCUCGGAGAGCGAGCCAGCGGUCUUCAACCUUUCUUACCCAGAGCUGGUGAAGAACUUCACUUGCACCUUGUAUUCUGGACGCAACACUCACUGCCAGUGGUCAGCAGACGGACACUCCUCAGACUUCAAAUUUUACUAUGGGUUAGCAGAUGAGUGUAGCGAUGACAACCCUCCGUUGCAUUUACAAGAAUGCUCGUCCUACACGCUGACGAACGGCGUGAAGUCCGGCUGCGAGCUGAAGGCCACCUGGUGUCACGUCCUCUUCGCCCUCUUCACCGCAACUGUGGGCAACCAGCCGGUCAGAAACACCUUCAAAAGAGCACUAAAGGACAACGAGAUACUGGACAUGGAAGGGAAAUGGAAUGUCAUGCAAAAUGGCAGCAAAUUCACUAUCAGCUGGGAUCUGUCUGCAGCUUCACGUAGAUGGGCCAUUGAGAUAAAGUACACUGAAUGUGGUGAGACACAUAAGUCUCUACAUAGAAACGGAGUGUCCUAUGAGCUGGAGCUGCUCCCUCACUGCCAGAAGUCCUUCGCUAUCAGAGCAGUGAAAGGUACAUGGGCGUCGCCGUGGAGCGACUGGAAGCACUACGGCCCGGUUCCGGAUGAGGGUCCGAACGCGCUGGUGUACGUGGCGUUCGCCGUCCCGCUGUUGAUGGCCUUCGUGGUGGUCCUGAGCUGCGUGUGUUUCCAGAGGAACAAGGAGACACUCCUCCCUAAAGUACCUGAGCCUGUCGAUUACCUCAGUGAAUUUGCUAACAACAACAACAAGAGUGCUUUUCACAACCAUUACAUUCCGGAGAAGGAGGAGGACAGCUGUCGCAUUUUACUGGUGUUGGACCCCCAGCUGGGCAAAGGGAACUGCUGAGGCCUGCUCAAAGUGCCACUUCCUGCCAGCAGGAAGGAAAAGUACGGCAGCUACUGGCUGUUGCUCGGACGGGGUCAGACAACGGGAUGUUAUUCUGAACGAGAUAUCUUUAUCAGGACACUCCACACAUUCCAGUUUACAGUUGGCACGACGGCCGAGAGAUUACUGUACAACUCAUCACCUGCAGUUUAUAUGGAAUGUAUUUUUAAUGCAAUCAAUGAUUAAAAAAAAAAAGUGUGUCUUUGCUCUGUGUGAGGGGUUGCUUGUGUAUUUAUUGACGCAGCGACGGUAUCUGGAGUCUGA